Molecule: messenger RNA, 1074 nt
Organism: Caenorhabditis briggsae
Lineage: Eukaryota; Metazoa; Nematoda; Chromadorea; Rhabditida; Rhabditidae
Gene: Cbr-cyy-1
Product: Protein CBR-CYY-1
Exons: 9
Coding region: 1-1074 (357 amino acids)
Biological process (GO): regulation of canonical Wnt signaling pathway; regulation of cyclin-dependent protein serine/threonine kinase activity
Cellular component (GO): plasma membrane
Molecular function (GO): cyclin-dependent protein serine/threonine kinase activator activity; protein kinase binding
Source: RefSeq, a predicted model, not a curated record
AUGGGAAAUUCAUCUUGUUGUUUGCGAACGAGGUCGUCUAGCGGGGAGGACAAAUCGUAUAAUAAUGAUGGACAGUAUAUUAGAACUAAUCAAGUCGAGUUCCAGUACGUUAAUCAAGUGUUCCCACGAGAUGAGACAUCGACAAACUUCUUACCACACAUCAGCGAACGAGAGGUGGCAGAAGGAUAUGAGGAAGAUCCAUCAACAAACCCAACGGCCCGUCCGACGUUCAUGGAGAGAAGUAAAAGUGAAAUGAAAUUAAAAGACAACCGACGUUCUUGCUAUAUGCUUGAUGCGCUAGCUGCUGGCGGACACCAUCCUGGUGUUUUACCAAGAAGUUUGCGGAAGUCCAGUAGUUGCAGCACAAUUUAUAUAGACGACUCAACAGUCAGUCAACCUCAUCUCAAAAACACAAUCAAAUGCAUUUCGUUGGCUAUAUAUUAUCACAUCUCGAACCGAAAAAAUCGUGGUCACGAACGGCUGAUGGAGAUUUUUGAAGAACGACUACAUCCAAUUUUUAGAGAUCCUAUUCCGCCAGAACAAAUGACUCGCGACCCAGAUCAUAGAAAUAUAUAUCGAUUCGUGAGAAAUCUGUUCAGCUCAGCGCAACUCACUGCCGAAUGUGCAAUAAUCACUUUGGUUUACAUUGAACGUUUACUCAAUUAUGCAGAGAUGGAUUUAUGCCCUUCAAACUGGCGACGUGUAGUACUUGGUUCCAUCAUGCUCGCUUCCAAAGUUUGGGAUGAUCAAGCGGUAUGGAAUGUGGAUUACUGCCAAAUUUUAAGAGAUACGAACGUUGAUGAUAUGAAUGAGCUAGAACGACGCUUCUUGGAGUGCCUAGAUUUCAACAUUGAAGUACCAUCAUCUGUAUACGCUAAAUAUUACUUUGAUCUCCGAACUCUAGCUCUUGCAAAUGAUUUACAAUUGCCUAUUCAACCAUUAUACAAAGAGAGGGCGCAAAAAUUAGAGGCGCUGAGUCGAGUAUUUGAGGACAAAGUUCAGUUAUCGUCUCUUCCGAAACGGGCGCGAUCCGCUGAAUAUAUUGUGUUCGAACAUCCUGCAGUUCUAUCUUAG